Molecule: messenger RNA, 573 nt
Organism: Hemisphaericaspora subhashii
Lineage: Eukaryota; Fungi; Ascomycota; Pichiomycetes; Serinales; Debaryomycetaceae
Product: TRAPP complex core subunit
Exons: 2
Coding region: 1-573 (190 amino acids)
Biological process (GO): intra-Golgi vesicle-mediated transport; endoplasmic reticulum to Golgi vesicle-mediated transport
Cellular component (GO): cytosol; cis-Golgi network membrane; TRAPP complex
Source: RefSeq, a predicted model, not a curated record
AUGUCAAGAAAGACAGGAGAAGACGAUAUAUGGAAAUCAAAUGUCGAGAAAAUAAACUCAGAAUUAUUCACCCUCACAUAUGGAUCAGUAGUAGCCCAACUCUGUCGAGAUUUCCAAAACAAUUAUCAAGAAGUCAACAAUCAACUAGAUAAGAUGGGUUAUAAUAUUGGGCUUCGCUUAAUUGAAGAAUUCUUAGCUAAAACAGGUAUAAAAAGAUGUUCAAAUUUUAAAGAAACAAUCGAUGUAAUUUCAAAAUUAGGUUUUAAAUUAUUUUUAAAUAUCCAACCAAUUGUGGAAUCUACAAAUGAUCCAAAUACUUUCGUGUUGGUGUUGCCUGAACCUAACCCCUUGACAGAAUUUGUUGAAUUGCCAAUUAUGAGUGAUGAAAAGAUUGCGAAGGAAUUAUGGUAUUCUCAGAUUUUGUGUGGUGUUUUGAGGGGAGCAUUACAGAUGGUACUGUUGGAUUGUGAGGUUAUGUUUGUGAAGGAUUCAUUGAGAGGGGAUGAGAGGACAGAAAUGAGAUUGAGAUUAAUUAAAGUAUUGAAAGACGAAGUACCGGCUGGUGAGGAUUAG